This is a messenger RNA of Thyridium curvatum, 816 nucleotides long. RefSeq lists its product as uncharacterized. Bases 1 to 816 code for a protein of 271 amino acids. Lineage: Eukaryota; Fungi; Ascomycota; Sordariomycetes; Thyridiales; Thyridiaceae. Gene Ontology annotation, biological process: regulation of DNA-templated transcription. The record is from RefSeq and is a predicted model, not a curated record. The transcript has a single exon.
AUGGCCCCCCCGAGCGGCGCGGGCAAGCGCGUCAAGGGCUGCCAGAUCUUCCGGCCCUUCGUCUACGGCACCACGGCGCGGCCCUUCGACGACAAGACCAACCCGAAGCCGCCCGGCGUUCCGGACGACCACACGCACUCGUGGCAGGUCUUCGUCAAGGGCGUCGACGACACCGACAUCACCUACUGGCUGCGCCGCGUGCAGUUCAAGCUGCACGAGUCGAUCCCGAACCACGUGCGCAUGGUGGAGAGCGAGAAGGGCAAGGCCUUCUCCGUCGACGAGACGGGGUGGGGCGAGUUCGAGAUCACGGUCAAGCUCUACUACGUCUCCGAGUCGGGCGAGAAGCCCCAGACGCUGUACCACCACCUGCGCCUGCACCCCUACGGCCGCACCGACGCCGAGAAGGAGGCCAUGCGCGCCAACGGCGAGGUCGUCGCCUGGACCUACGAGGAGCAGCUCUUCAACGAGCCCUACGACGCCUUCUACGAGGUGCUCACCACGGGCGCCCUGCCCUCCUCCUCCUCCGGCAAUAACACCAAGGGCGCCAAGGGCGGCAAAGGUGGCAAGGGGAAGCAGGCGGCGGCCGCGGCGCCGGCCCGGUCCGAGGGCGGCGUCAUCGAGCGCAGCGCCAUGAUCCCGCUGCAGACGCGGCCCGGCCAGCCCUUCAGCCGCGAGACGGAGCAGGCCGAGAUCAAGAAGCUCAAGGAGGCGCAGGCCAAGGUCCAGGAGCUGACGCACAAGAUGGCGGCCGAGCUCAAGGCCAAGGAGGAGCGGCUCGCCACGCUCAAGAAGGAAGCCCACGCGGCGACGGCCUAG